Molecule: messenger RNA, 609 nt
Organism: Penicillium coprophilum
Lineage: Eukaryota; Fungi; Ascomycota; Eurotiomycetes; Eurotiales; Aspergillaceae
Product: nucleobindin SSP120
Exons: 2
Coding region: 1-609 (202 amino acids)
Cellular component (GO): extracellular exosome; endoplasmic reticulum-Golgi intermediate compartment
Molecular function (GO): calcium ion binding
Source: RefSeq, a predicted model, not a curated record
AUGGUCGCUAAACUGUUCAGUUUCGCUGCCGGGGUGCUUGCGUUAAGCGGGCUUGCCAGCGCCCAUGGCUCGCAUUCCAAUGACCAAGCUCCCUCGGAUGAUUGGGCCACGAGACACAUGAUCGAGGAACACCAUAUUGAAUCCUUCGACCCCACUUCAUUCUUCAUCCUCCACGACUACGAUGGCUCGGGGACAUGGACACCUGACGAAGUCCGCAAGACAUACGGCCUGAACGACGAAUCCAAUGCUGGUGUCAGCGAAGAAAAGAAACAAGAUGCUGUGCGCGCCGUGUUUGACAUUUUCGACCCUGGAAACACCGGGGCUAUUGACCGGGAGGAUUGGCUGGCGGGGAUUGCUGCGGGUCGACGGUUGCCCGAUCUCGGCUACGGCCCCGGACACCAUGGUGACCUCGAGUAUGAGUACGAGAUUCACCACUUUGAGAAGUAUCACGGCGACGAUACCACGGAGGCCGACUUGACUCACCCCGAAGAUAUUGAGCAUUUCCGUAAGCAUGACGAGGAGGAGGAUGCUGCUAUUGCCCUCGAAAAGCUGGAGCAGAUUCAAAUUGUUGAAAGCAAUAUUCCUCAGAAGUUCCGCCGGAAUUUCUAG